This is a messenger RNA of Sclerotinia sclerotiorum 1980 UF-70, 1089 nucleotides long. RefSeq lists its product as hypothetical. Gene Ontology annotation, biological process: prolyl-tRNA aminoacylation. Lineage: Eukaryota; Fungi; Ascomycota; Leotiomycetes; Helotiales; Sclerotiniaceae. The transcript has 3 exons. Gene Ontology annotation, cellular component: mitochondrion. The coding region runs from base 1 to 1089 and encodes 362 amino acids. Gene Ontology annotation, molecular function: proline-tRNA ligase activity. The record is from RefSeq and is a predicted model, not a curated record.
AUGUUCGCAAAGCAUAUCAAAACCUCCGAUUCUGGUGACAUAGGUGGCGACCUCAGUCACGAAUUCCACUUUCCAACGAAGAUUGGAGAAGAUAAUAUCAUUAGUUGUACCAAAUGUAAAUACGUGGCAAAUGAAGAGUUGGCGGAAACUGGAAAAUUGAAAGUGGAUGAGAUUGAUGAUUCUGACGUCCAUACUCAAAACACGAGUGUAGUUGCGGGAUUUUCUCGCGAUGGAUCCACUCUAAUUGCCAUUUGGUUUUAUUCCGAGGAUGGAGAGGGAUAUGAGCUGAAUACACGUUCAAUCAAGAGCGUUAUACCGGAAUAUGAUCCUUCCAGAAAAAUAGAAUAUCCAGAGUUGUUGCGAUUUAUCAAUACGAAGAAUAUGAGCGGAAACAAAUCGUUCGAUAAAAGUAACCAACCAUCCAUCAAUCGUGUUGUCCACUUGAUUGACGGACGAGUUCCUUCACAAAUCUCUCAGGUAAUUGUGAAGGAAAAGUUUUCUGCAGUUGCUAAAGCUAACGGCAAGACUCGGGAUGAUUGGUUAUCGAAGGUGGAUGAUACAUCGUUUAUUUCUCGAGAUCCAUCUACCGGUGAAGCAUUGAAUCUACGACGGAUUAUGGAGGGAGAUAUCUGUCCCAAAUGCCAAGAACCGACGUUGAAAGUUGAAAAAGCCAUUGAACUUGGCCAUACUUUUCACCUGGGUACGAGAUACAGUAAACCAAUGGAAGCAACGGUUACUGUACCUUGUAAUCUUGUGGAAAAUAAAUCUGAAGAGAUUACAGCUCUGCUUGGAGAAAAUGGUCAGGUUCAGGUUUCCAUGGAGAUGGGAUGUCAUGGGAUUGGUGUGACGAGGAUGAUUGGAGCUGUUGCUGAAACCCUUGUUGACGGGAAGGGACUGAAUUGGCCCAGAGUUAUGUCUCCUUUCGAAAUCGUUGUGAUCCCAGGUAAAGGUUCUGAUGAAGGUGCCUUGCAGAUAUUUGACAUCUUCUCCAUCGCCGCAAUGGAUCCAGUAAUUGAUGAUCGAGGAGUAUCAAUUGCUUGGAAAUUGAGAGAUGCGGAUUUGAUUGGUUACCCGGACGUUGCCGAAUGA